This is a messenger RNA of Oncorhynchus mykiss (rainbow trout), 1656 nucleotides long. RefSeq lists its product as uncharacterized. The record is from RefSeq and is a predicted model, not a curated record. Lineage: Eukaryota; Metazoa; Chordata; Actinopteri; Salmoniformes; Salmonidae.
AUCAAAUUGAUAAAUAUCAAUGUUCAUCUGCAGAAAACAUCUCGGAAUCAUGUCACGCUCAGCGGCCAAAUCUCGUGACAAGAGUCGUGCUGCCAGUUUGGUUCUGGCACCUGCUCUUCCUCGCCCUGCCUCGGUCCAGAAUGUGGAGACAGUGGACAUUGUCCCAGGUCGCCUCACAGAAGCCGCCUGGGUCACCAUGACAACACAGGACAACGGGGAGGAGGUGGUGGCGGAGAUCAUGGGAGAGCUGGAGGCUGCAGUGAUGGACAGGUGCUAUCAGGUGUACCUGCAAAAACAGCUGGUGCCGUUCACAGUAACCCGGGCCUAUGAAAGCCUGGUGCAGAUGUCUGACUGGCUGUUCCUGGCGAGGGAUGAGGGUGAGGGGCGAGAGAGUGCCACUUUGUGGGGGGAGGAUACAGAGCCUGAACCCUGUAAGAGCGACUCAUGGGCCGAGGGCUGUGUUCCUGUCCGGUACACCAGUGUGAGCUCACACACACCUCUUUUGCAGAAGUUGCUGGAUUUGCACCUGGCAGAGUCUGCUGAUCCAUGGGACUCAGAUACACAGAGCAAGCCCCAGUCUCCCAGUAGACAGGACAGCAAGCCCCAGUCUCCCAGUAGACAGGACAGCAAGCCCCAGUCUCCCAGUAGACAGGACAGCAAGCCCCAAUCUCCCAGUAGACAGGACAGCAAGCUCCAGUCACCUACAAAGCCAGAGCCUCCAGACAGAGAGAGAACAGUCCUAGCAAAAAAAAGAAUAGUGGAUUCAACUGAACCUGAGAAGCCAGACAAGACAGAGAAGAUAGCACCAGAGGAAGUCCAACCCUCACCUUACCUCACUGUAGCCACCUAUAAAGCCCAGAGGAGGAGACAGUCUCAGACCCAACCAGGCGCACACAAGGCCCUACCACCACCUCUGAAGACCUACAAACCCUUAUUCACCCCUAGUGAACCAGCCCAGCAGUACCAGAGCCUCUCUGUACCCCAACUUCAGGGGCAUAGACCACGAGAGGUCCCAGUCCCUAGGAGACUGGACCCCGCUAGACUACCACAACACCAUGUCUGGCCCGAGGUGGAGGUCCUGGAGCCUCGGCCCUCACACCGCUCAAAGGAGAGAAUAGGGCCCAAAAACAGGGCCCCCCACCGGCCCAAUCAGGACCAUCACAGCAUGGCACGCAGAGGCACCAUCACCCCCCUGACUGCCCACACCCACCAUGCUUUACCCAGCAAGACUCGGAAGAAAAGUCUCCACCAUGGUGUCCAGCUACAGAGGCAUGUGCUCCGAGGCAGUACCCAGCCAAGUGGCUCAACUGUGGGCUACACUCCGCUCUCCACUGGCCUCGAUCUGGAUACCAUUGAGCUGGUGCCAGGAGUGACCAUUGGGGACCCAGUAUGUGGGACGGGGGAAAACAAGCCAUUCUGGGUUUCCCGUCUGCCUGAGCUGAGGCCCAUCAGAAGCAGCCUCCCGGCCAUGUUGUGGUCCUUGAAUCAGGUGGUGGGAGGGCAUAGCCCUCGAGUCAGUGCCCCCAGUGGGAAACACUGGGCAUGAGGAGCGAUAGGAACCACUGCAGUCUCAAUCACACUGCAGCCUAAUGGACUGUCAUUUGAUGAAUAGGUGCUGAUUUGCUUUUAUUUAAUAAAGAGAAGAUGUGAAUUCCA